Messenger RNA from Protopolystoma xenopodis, 174 nucleotides. The record is from the annotation of a GenBank genome assembly. NCBI's taxonomy places the organism in Eukaryota, Metazoa, Platyhelminthes, Monogenea, Polystomatidea, Polystomatidae.
AUGGGCAAGUCUCGUCUUUCUUGUGCACCAUCUCCUCCGCGUGGUUUUCGCUUGCCAGUUCAACCAGAUUUCUUUCCAAUGCUUGGCCAUAUGCUUUGGACCUGUCCUUUUUCAAGCCAGACGGGCCAACAUGACACAAAUGAAUCAGGUUAUAAGCUUACCCAUGCAUUGUAG